UUUAUACCUAACCUUGUCGUUUCGGUACGGUGGUUAGGUGGCAGUGGUAGGAGUAGGUAGUAUGCGCAAGUAGAAACAAUAACAAUUUACCUAUUGAAUAAACAUAUAGCACAGCGCUAUGUCACGAUAUUUAAGAGAUAUAACAGUAUAUAUAAAUUGAACCGUAAUUCAUGAUGUACGACUGUCUUGGCCAACAUCUUUACAAUACUUUCGAACCAUGCUCUUCUCAUCACGAAAUACAUCCCAACGAACUCACUGGAACCUCCAGUAUAAAUUAUGUAUCUUCUGCAUUAACUCGUGAUGUUACUGAAGUAAUCCCAUUUCCUUUGGCGCAAGUUCCAAUGACUGCUAAGAAACGGCGACAAGUUGAGGGAAAGAGACAGGUCGAUGGACUUGUGGUGGACACGUCGGCCUUCAGUGUGGAAGAGCGGCUAGUCGCGGCCGUGUGGGUGCACGAGAGGAAGCGCUCCAAGACCAGCAUGGGCCAGAUAAAAAAAGACUUUCUCCAAAGGUUUAGCCGGGAGCCUCCCGCUAAAAACACACUCUUGGUGUGGGAGCGCAAGCUGUUCUCAUCUGGUAGUGUUUAUGAUGCCCCCCGCCCAGGGAGACCUAUUAACAGAGCCAACAAAGUGGAGGAAGUGUCGGCGUCGCUGCAGUCGGCGCCGACGCUGUCGCUGCGCGCGCGCGCCGCCGCUCUGUGUGUGCCACGUACUACACUGCGCACUAUAUUACAAAGGGAUUUACAACACACGCCAACUAAUCCUAAAAGGCCACCAAAGAGACCCAAUAAGAAGCGGUGUGUUUUGUCAGUCGCGCCGGCGCCCUGCGUCCCGCCACUCCUCUACCACGGAUACUCUUAGUUGAUAUUCGCCAAAAACAAUAAUAGAUGUAGACCUGAAAAUUCACAAGACGACAGGCAUCUAAUAAGAAGACUGAACUACCUUGCAUGACUAUGUGUUGAACAAGAUAACCAUGAGAUUUGGACUUGUUUUAUUGAUCGUAUGCUUCACAUUGAUAUCCUGGAAUGUGGCCAGAAUACUGUUAAUUUUAUAGCUAAUUUAAGGAUAAUACAUUGAUCUCAUGUAAAUAAAACUUAUCUAUUUGCAA
Plodia interpunctella (Indianmeal moth) is the source of this 1107-nucleotide messenger RNA. RefSeq lists its product as uncharacterized. The transcript is spliced from 4 exons. Lineage: Eukaryota; Metazoa; Arthropoda; Insecta; Lepidoptera; Pyralidae. The record is from RefSeq and is a predicted model, not a curated record. The coding region runs from base 171 to 860 and encodes 229 amino acids.